GCUUGAUUGCGAGCGGCGCUGAAAGGCUCCGUCCGAUUGGGUCCGGUGUUGAUGGGAGGACUGAAUAAAUAGCGAGCCCGUCAGCGCUCCGGGAUGAGACGGAGCAGAGAAAGCGAGCAGGAAUCGCGUCAGUGUGCUGCGCGUACGCCCCAAAGCGUGUCCACGCCGCAACUUUGGACUCAACUUGUACUCUCCGUUCAGCGGCGCUUGUAGUUUUCCCCAUUCUCGCCGCCGUCCGUGAAGCGGUCACCGUUCUGCCGGCUCCGGGUCGCCUCAAGAGCGGUCACAGCGCCCACCCCCCUGCCCCCUCCCACGUUCGCUUCGUCGUUUUGUUUUCGUUUUGUUGACUUCCUUGCUUUGCCCACCAUGAUGAUCAUCAUCGCGGAGUUCUUCGUGGUCAUUCUGAAAGUGCUGUGGGCUUUCGUCACGGCAGGGGCCAAGUGGGUGGUGCGGCCCAAGGAGAAGAGCGUGGCCGGACAGGUGUGCGUGAUCACCGGGGCUGGAAGCGGCCUCGGGCGGCUCUUCGCCAAGGAGUUCGCCCGGCGGAGAGCCAUCCUGGUGCUGUGGGACAUUAACAGUCAAAGCAACGAGGAGACCGCAGAGAUGGUGCGGCAGAUUUACCACGAACUGGACACGCCGACCUCCAAAGAUGGUGGCGUUGAAGAGGUGCCCCCGUUCCAGCCCCAGGUGUACACGUACGCCUGCGACGUGGGUAAGCGUGAGAGCGUGUACUCCACGGCUGAGAAGGUGCGUCGAGAGGUGGGCGAGGUGGACAUCCUCAUCAACAAUGCCGGCGUGGUGUCGGGCCAUCACCUCCUGGAGUGCCCCGACGAGCUGAUUGAGCGCACCAUGGUGGUCAACUGCCACGCGCACUUCUGGACCACCAAGGCGUUUCUCCCCAAGAUGCUGGAGCUGAACCACGGCCACAUUGUGACGGUUGCCAGCUCCUUGGGUUUGUUCAGCACAGCUGGAGUGGAGGAUUACUGCGCCAGCAAGUUCGGCGCCAUCGGCUUCCACGAGUCCCUGAGCCACGAGCUGAAGGCCUCGGAGAAGGACGGGAUCAACAUGACCCUGGUGUGUCCUUACCUGGUGGACACGGGCAUGUUCAAAGGCUGCAGGAUAAGGAAGGAGAUCGAACCAUUCCUGCCCCCCUUGAAGCCCGAAUUCUGCGUCAAGCAGGCCAUGCGUGCCAUUCUCACCGACCAGCCCAUGAUCUGCACGCCUCGCAUCGUCUAUAUGGUCAACUUCAUGAAAAGCAUCCUGCCCUUCGAGGCCAUCGUGUGCAUGUACCGCUUCCUCGGCGCCGACAAGUGCAUGUACCCUUUCCUGGCGCAGCGGAAGGAGGCCAUGAACAACAACGAGGCCAAGAACGGGAUCUAGGGGGUACUGUCACCGAUAUAAGUGGGGGGGCGGGGGGUGGGGGGUGGGUGCACAUUAUCCUGCGAGCACGAGGAGACGACCACUGCGAGGGAGGGUUUGGGGGGAAAUGGUAGCAAUGCGAAAAGACUGACUCUGGGCUGGUGCACUUGCAUUGAGCUAAUGCAAAGGUUUACCAUAUUGUUCCUUUGGGACAAAGAAAGCUGUGUACUACACAAUGGAUUUAUGUCAUUUGUGUGUAUGUAAGUGUGUGUAUGCGCGUGUGUGUGUUUUUUUUUAAAGAGACAUCUAUAUACUGGAUCACUAGUUUUCAAACAGUAUCCAAUAAUUAACUAUUUAGUCACCAGCCUUAUGGAGUGUCAUUGUGGAAAUAUACAGUAUGUUACUGUACAGACAGUAAAACAUCAAACCCACCCCUUUUUUUUUUUUACGUAGACCUGCACUGUAAUUUUCUAAGCUUUCUCUACACUGCCAACUCUGAAAUACACAUUAACGAUUACGUCAAAAACCUAUUUAAAAGUAGUUUUCCUUCAUGAAACGAUCCCGUCGCCUCGAAAACAGAGAACGUAUGUGAUAUCCGUCGUUGUAUCUGUUACCAGGUGACCGGUGGAGGGAAAUGUAUGAAAAGAUUUCUUUGUUGAUUUUCUGUCUUUACCCCGAGCCCUAAAAAAUGGAAGUAACACUGUGCUGUCAGUCUGUCCAGUUUAAAGUGUGUUGUAAAUGUUGUGAGUAGCCCAGUACCCCAAAUGACAGCGAGGACACCAUUUUAAAGACAUUCCAAUAGGCGUCACUCCUCCAGUCAGUGAUGAGCCUCAAUUGUCUACCUCUUUGUUAUUUUGCUUUUUUAUUUUUUGAAAAUAUGACAUGCCUUUUUUUUUUUUUUUUUUGGUAAUUUCCUGAAGACUGCUCCAUAGCAAAGCAAUGUAUGGUUCCGAUGUUUAGUGUCUCUACCUAACUUAAAUUAAUAAAGUGAUUUAGAUUAUUA
Syngnathoides biaculeatus (alligator pipefish) is the source of this 2362-nucleotide messenger RNA. It is a transcript of the gene rdh10a, whose product is annotated as retinol dehydrogenase 10a. Lineage: Eukaryota; Metazoa; Chordata; Actinopteri; Syngnathiformes; Syngnathidae. Gene Ontology annotation, cellular component: lipid droplet. Bases 367 to 1380 code for a protein of 337 amino acids. The record is from RefSeq and is a predicted model, not a curated record. Gene Ontology annotation, molecular function: oxidoreductase activity, acting on the CH-OH group of donors, NAD or NADP as acceptor. The transcript has 6 exons.